AUGCUUCAUUCACUGGAUUACAACACACCGUCGGGGGCAGAAAUGGCAAAUUAUGGAAAUGAUUACUAUUUCACAAUGGACACCGACGAUGUGGAAUCCUCGAGCAGUAGCACGAUGUCGAGCCUCAACAGUCUGUUUUCCUUCACUAGCCCGGCAGUGAAAAAGCUGCUCGGCUGGAAGCAGGGCGACGAGGAGGAGAAAUGGGCAGAAAAGGCAGUCGACAGUCUGGUAAAAAAGCUCAAGAAACGAAAGGGCGCCAUUGAGGAGCUGGAGCGUGCACUAUCCUGCCCAGGCCAGCCCUCGAAGUGUGUUACAAUACCGCGUUCGCUCGACGGACGACUUCAGGUAUCUCACCGUAAAGGAUUGCCUCACGUGAUCUAUUGCCGGGUGUGGCGUUGGCCCGACCUUCAGAGCCACCAUGAGCUGAAACCGAUCGAAACAUGUCAGUAUCCGUUCAGCGCGAAGCAGAAAGAGGUGUGCAUCAAUCCGUACCACUACAAGCGCGUCGAGAGCCCGGUGCUGCCACCGGUGCUGGUGCCCCGCCAUUCCGAGUUCGCGCCAGGACAUUCGCUUCUGCCAUUCCACCAGAUGAACGAGCCAAACAUGCCGCACAAUGUCAACUACUCCAAUACGGGUUUUAAUAACUCGCAUAUGGGCGGUGGUGGUGCAGGUGGCGGUGGAGGUGGAGCGGGAAAUGGUGGUGGAGGUGGCGGCGGUGGUGGUGGUGGUGGAGGUGGUCCUAAUUCACCCAUUUCGUCCCAUAUGGGUCCCAACAGUCCGAUGUCAUCGGUAUCGAGCCCGGGACCGAUCAGCUCCAAUCCACAGAGCCCGUACGGAGCGUUACCGGAAACUCCACCACCAGCGUACAGUCCACCGGAGGAGGGCAAUACGGUAAGCGGUGGCCAGGAUGGUAAUCAGAUGGAUACGAAUCAAAUGCACGGCGAAGUUGCACCGGUAAGCUAUCAGGAACCCCCGUACUGGGCGAGUAUAGCGUACUAUGAGCUGAAUUGCCGUGUUGGCGAAGUAUUUCACUGCACCAAUACUUCCAUCAUUGUGGAUGGGUUUACCAAUCCGUCCAACAACUCGGACCGCUUCUGCCUGGGCCAGCUGAGCAAUGUGAAUCGUAACAGUACGAUCGAAAACACCCGGCGCCAUAUUGGGAAGGGCGUGCAUCUGUAUUACGUUGGCGGGGAAGUGUACGCGGAGUGUCUGUCCGAUUCGGCCAUCUUUGUGCAGAGUCGCAACUGCAACCAUCAUCAUGGGUUCCAUCCGAGCACGGUAUGCAAAAUUCCACCCGGCUGCUCACUAAAGAUUUUCAACAAUCAGGAGUUUGCCCAGCUACUGUCCCAGUCCGUCAAUCAUGGAUUCGAGGCGGUGUACGAGCUGACGAAGAUGUGCACGAUACGUAUGAGCUUCGUGAAGGGUUGGGGAGCGGAGUAUCAUCGGCAGGAUGUCACCUCUACACCGUGCUGGAUCGAAAUUCACCUACACGGACCACUGCAGUGGUUGGAUAAGGUGCUGAUGCAGAUGGGUUCGCCGCACAACGCGAUCAGCUCGGUGUCGUAA
Anopheles maculipalpis is the source of this 1566-nucleotide messenger RNA. It is a transcript of the gene Mad, whose product is annotated as protein mothers against dpp. The transcript is spliced from 3 exons. Gene Ontology annotation, cellular component: heteromeric SMAD protein complex. The record is from RefSeq and is a predicted model, not a curated record. Lineage: Eukaryota; Metazoa; Arthropoda; Insecta; Diptera; Culicidae. Gene Ontology annotation, molecular function: I-SMAD binding; DNA-binding transcription factor activity, RNA polymerase II-specific; RNA polymerase II cis-regulatory region sequence-specific DNA binding. The coding region runs from base 1 to 1566 and encodes 521 amino acids. Gene Ontology annotation, biological process: regulation of transcription by RNA polymerase II; transforming growth factor beta receptor signaling pathway; BMP signaling pathway.